AAGCGAACGCGGAUUUGCGGCUACUAGUCAUUAAGUUGUCGUCAACAGCAUGCAGAGAACUAUAUCGAUUUGUGUUCUUAUCGCCUUCAGUGGGGCCAUAAUAAUGGCAGAAGGAAAACCUGUUCUAAUUAAGGUUUUCGCUCCAGGCGGUGGCUACUCCAGUGGCAGUUACCAGAGUACAGUGUCACCUGCCACCAGCCAGCUCAUCUCCAGCCUUAUCUCUUCAAAAAUUCAACUGUUGAACAACGUGCUGCGGGCCAAAUCUUCUUCCGGGGGCUUGCGUAUUGGUUUCAAUAAGUCUGUGAAUUUCUUCGGCCCCACAAGCGCCACAAGCACCACCGAAAAGCCCGUGACACACCAUACCACCGAGGUAAACACAGACUUUGCUCCGGAAGAAUCUAGUAGGACUACUCAACUUCUUUACUCGACAACAACAGAAGGUAUUGUCGAAACGCCAAACCAGACUAUACAUCCCGAGCUACCAGCCAGUACCACUUCAGCGAUCACAAUAGAGAGCACCACAUCGGUAACACCACUCAUCUCGACGACAGCAAUUUCUGGAUACUCCUAUCGCACUCCCACUAACCAUCCAUUAAUUCGGUGAAAACCCAUUUCUUGCCAACUCAAAAACCGUCGUCCUAGCAAUGUUCGGAAAUGAGUAAACUUAUUUAAUUAACUAA
Drosophila erecta is the source of this 680-nucleotide messenger RNA. RefSeq lists its product as uncharacterized. The transcript is spliced from 2 exons. The coding region runs from base 50 to 604 and encodes 184 amino acids. The record is from RefSeq and is a predicted model, not a curated record. Lineage: Eukaryota; Metazoa; Arthropoda; Insecta; Diptera; Drosophilidae.